GGCGCUUCCCUUCGCUUGGAAGUGGCUGUGUGCGGGCACGGUGGGUGCUCGGCUGCCCCGGGGCUCUUCCCGCGCUACCCCAGGCUAAAGCAGCGUGCCAUCAUGAUCCUGCGACAGAUCUUGCGGCUUUCCUCCCUUUUCCGCUCCGCUGUGUCCAUUCACGCGCGCAGGAACAUCGGGCUCUCUGCGAUUGUCUUCAACAAGACCAAAGAACUCGACCCGGUUCAGAAGCUCUUCUUGGACAAGAUCAGAGAGUACAACACGAAGAGCAAGCAAGCUGGAGGACCUGUUGAUGCAGGACCCGACUUUCAAAAAGACAUUGAUGAAUCCCUUGCAAGACUCCAACGGGCAUAUGGUGAGGGAGAUCUUACGAAGUUUCCAGAAUUUAAAUUUGAGGAGCCCAAGUUUGAGGAGACUCCGAAGUGAUCUCUGCAGCUUGUACACUGAACAGCGAUGUACAGCCAUGGAGUUGAUGAACGUGGCACAGUUGUAAUUUAAUAAAUGUAAUGCUUCAGUUUGGUUUCA
Cinclus cinclus is the source of this 525-nucleotide messenger RNA. RefSeq names its product ATP synthase peripheral stalk subunit F6 (gene ATP5PF). Gene Ontology annotation, biological process: proton motive force-driven ATP synthesis. The record is from RefSeq and is a predicted model, not a curated record. NCBI's taxonomy places the organism in Eukaryota, Metazoa, Chordata, Aves, Passeriformes, Cinclidae. The coding region runs from base 103 to 426 and encodes 107 amino acids. The transcript is spliced from 4 exons. Gene Ontology annotation, molecular function: proton transmembrane transporter activity.